Anthostomella pinea is the source of this 987-nucleotide messenger RNA. NCBI's taxonomy places the organism in Eukaryota, Fungi, Ascomycota, Sordariomycetes, Xylariales, Xylariaceae. The record is from the annotation of a GenBank genome assembly.
AUGUCGGGAUUCCACUGGGCGGACACGAGAGGAGCUGACGGUGCGCCCCUGCAAAUGACCUUGAGGGGUCGACUGGCUGGUCACUUGCCAGCACUGUUGCCCGAACUGCGCCGCGACUUGUCUUUGUCGUUUGAUCGACGCUUCGAGUCGCUCACAGAGGUCAAAGGCCUCAGACAAGGCGCACUCUUCCCUACUAUUCUCGAUGCUGUUGCCAGGUACAACGCGCUUGCGCUCUUUGGAGAGGAGUUCUGCCGUCUUUAUGAUGUACCGGAAGAUCCCGGGCUGGUGCGGUAUGGAGUGCACAUGAUCGAGCACACAUUGCUGAUUGCUGAAGUCCUCCGCAUGCUUCCUGCCUUUAGCCGCGACCUAAUUGGGAAAUUCAUGUCCGCACGCCUCAAUUCUGGUACUGUCAUGACUGAGGCCCUGCUCCAAAUUGUGACUAAGCGGUUCGAGGAGCGCGAGCUUCAUAGAGCCGGCCAGGAUACCCCGGAACACCAUGAUUGCAUUCAGUGGAUCAUGGAUCAUUCGCCCCGUCACAAGCCUUGGACCGCUAUGCGUGUCGUGCACGAGCUCAUUGCCGUGUGGUUUGGCUCAGUGCACAUCGCGUCAACGACUGCCUGCGCAGCCCUUUUCGAUCUUUGCGACCACCCCGAGUACGUGCCCGUUCUGCGGCAGGAGAUAGAAACGACCGGAUGGAAGGCGUUCGAUAAGGCAGGGGGACAGAUCUUCCCGCUGAUGGACAGUUUCCUUGAAGGAAAUCAGUCAGCACGCAAGGUCUUGAAGCCGUUUCAGUUUUCGGACGGGACCGAGGCGCGAGCAGGGCAAUGGAUUUGCUCUGCGCCCAAAGCCAUGAACCGCAACCCGGACACCUGGGCCAAAGCAAACGAGUUCUACGGCUUUCGGUUCGCCAAACCAGAGAUUCUGGAACAAGCUUUGAGCAGCCAUGAGACAUUGGUUUCGCCAUCAUCUCAUGAGGAGAAGUUUUAG